Molecule: messenger RNA, 857 nt
Organism: Homalodisca vitripennis (glassy-winged sharpshooter)
Lineage: Eukaryota; Metazoa; Arthropoda; Insecta; Hemiptera; Cicadellidae
Product: INO80 complex subunit E
Exons: 6
Coding region: 142-801 (219 amino acids)
Biological process (GO): chromatin remodeling
Cellular component (GO): nucleus; Ino80 complex
Source: RefSeq, a predicted model, not a curated record
AUACUGAUUGGUGGAUGGUGUCUGGUUAUUGUUUGUUUUGUUUAUUGUUUAUAUAAAUCAAUCAAGUAUUCAAAUAGUCUAUUUGAUACAUGAUUGAACUUGGUGUGACUUUUUUAACUCCAUAUAAUUAUUUAAAAUAAGAUGGUCACUAAUACUGAAGAAGAUGAUGACAGCCAGGACUCCAUCAACUACAAAGCACAGUACAGAAGUUUAAAAAGAAAAUUGAAAUUCCUUAUUUAUGAAAAUGAAUGCUUUCAAGAAGCAUUGCGUUCAACACAACGGCGAUUGCUGAAGGCCAGCAGGGACCGAAGCUUUUUGCUAGACCGUCUGUUAAACUAUGAGAAAGUGGAAGCAACGUCAAGUGAAGGAGAAGACACUGAGUCUUCAGACGAUGGUGAAGCUGCAAGAUCUGAUGCCAAAAGAAGGAAGGUGGAUAUGAAUUCUGGAAGCAGUUAUGGGCCUUCUUUGAGUGGACCCCCUAAAACUCCUUCUUCAACGAAGAAAAAGAAACCAGCAACACCCAAACCUGUGACUAAAUCUCUGAGCCAACCGCAGCUGCAGGUGGUGUCACUGGGCAGUUCUGGAGAUGGUCACAUGACUCCAGAGGAGGUGGAGCGACACCUGGAGGCUCGGCAGCAGCGGUAUCUCGACGUCGACCGGACCGUUGCCAUCCCGUCUGAGAUGUUCAGUAACGAUCCUUCCUUUGAUAUAGACAGUGAAUCCAACGAGUUGUGCGAGAUGGAGACCUCUCCGAGCAACCUGGGCGAGGACUGCCUCAGCGUGGACAUGAUCGCAGACUGAUUUACUCGUCAAAUUUCUCACUUUUGUUGUUACUGUAAUAAAUUCAUUAUUUGUGU